UCCAUGUUACGUUCCUGGUGUAUUUUCCCGAUUAAACCAAAUUUUAUUGAAUCACCGGAUAAUAGAAAUGUACAAUCUCUUGCCCUACGCGAAUUGCUAUACAGCCUCAAAAUGGCGCCAGCUGAAAUCUAGCGGGUGGCGUGACUUAAAAAGCAACCAAGAUGGCGAACGCUGUACGUAUCGGGAAUCAAGAUGGCGCUAACGGGCUCAAUUACCCGGAUGUUGAAAGACAGGAACUGACAAUGACGCAUUAGGAAUAAAGAACAAGCGGGCUGUCGUGAUGCCGGUUUUUCAGCAUGACCAGAGCCGUUUGUCGAAGGAGCUGCAAGGAUUGGUCUACUCAAGUUGGCGGUUCAGAUGUUCAGUUACCAAAACACGGAUCCGUAGGAGACUUAUUUAAAUUAUCGCUGGCGAAUUUCUCUUGAAUGGAGAAAAGUGCUAUUACUAGCAUAUUCAGACAUUGAAACAAUAACAGGAUUUUAGCAACUACUCUAGGACUGACCGUCUGGGACUCGCCGGUCUCAAUGCGCAGGCGCAGAAACCUGUCGCUGAUAGGCCCUUCCCGGCUGCAUCUGGGAAGACCCGGAUGUGUUGGGUCUGGGCGCCCGCGAUAAGAAAGCGGUCUUUCUUUCCCCUAUCGCUUGUCUUCUGACUUGCGAUUGUCUCCGGCUUUGCACACGUUGGCCUAACAAUAAACCCCCGUGAAUCCCCAAGGAUUCAUUUUGGGGUCUACCUGCAAAGGGUUACGUUGCGCUGAAACCAGUUAAACUUGCCCAAUAAGUAUCAGCCUAGUCCUCUGCAUGGUUACUCGGAAGUAAGUUCAAUGGGGCUUUUGUUUAAAUCAAGUCAAUUCAGAGUUGCAAGCUUUGCAUAUUAAUAAUUAUAUAGUACUGUAGGAUUUUGGCGUGAAGCAGUAACUUAGACAUACUGCCUUUGUAUACCUGUAUUUUGAACAGUCUCCUGUUUUAUUUUUCACCAUUGUUUCUCAUCAUUCAACACUUAGAUUCCCAAAAGUAGGGGCUUUUUCGGUUAUAUAUAUAUAUAUAUAUAUCCUCAACUUGUUUUUUUGUUCUGUACAUCGAUACUAAAUUGCAGGAGACCUGUGCUUUUUUCCAAGGCCAUUCUAGGAGGAAUGGGACUUCAACAGAUGGCCAGACUGGCAAAACAAGUGAAUAAAUAAUUGAAAACAAAGCAUUUGUAGCAGUGGCGGUCAUUUGGGAGCGGUGCAGAGAGCAAGACUCAAGACUUUGAAAAGGACAGCUAUGAAGUCAGAAGACAACAAGCCGUUCUUGCAUGCGACUGGAGGCCUGCUGCUUUGCAUACUAGUGGUGGCUUCGGGAAUUUUUGAUGGUGCUCACACAGAUACUGGUUACAAGCAUUAUGCUGAACCAACAGUACCUGGAAUGCCAGCCUUCCUAGCUAUGCCAGCAAAUUGUUUAAUCAAUUUGGCCUACAUGCUUCUGGGUUGGUAUUGGUGGCCACCAGGUAACAAGAGUAGGCAGACCUACUUUCAAGAGGUCUUUGCCCUCAUGUCGCUUUUAUAUGGGCCUACACAGUGGGUCCGGCUGUGGACACAGCAUCAUUGGGCAGCUGUGUUAGAUCAGUUGUUAACACUACCAAUUUUUGCUUGGGUCAUAUUUUGGUGCCUUUUUCUUGAAAAUGGGUGGGAACCGUAUGUUUUUCUAGCCAUAGAAGUGACUUCACUGACUAGUUAUGUCCUGGCAGUUCUUCACCCACAGGGUUUUGAGUUGGCAUUGAGUGGACAUAUAAUUGUUGUUUUUUGGAGAGUACUGAAAGUGCAAAGACAUUUUGGCAAUGCCAGUUCCAUCUGGAUUAUAGUUCUGGGGACGAUGUGUUGCUUUGGUUUUGUAAGCCUCAAAGUGUGGGAUUGGGAACUGGCCCAGUGGGCAUUCUUCUCUCGGCUCACUGGUCAUUUUUGGUCCAAGGUAUGCGAUGUGCUGCAGUUCCAUUGUGCUUUUCUCUUCCUUACCUUAAUCAGCAGACACCGGCUAAGCUCAGUGAAAUAAUCUGUAAUUUCAAUGAGCAGUCUUAAUCAAAGAAGAAACUUACAACCGUACAAGAGUAUACUGUAAUGUGGUUUGAAAGAAUAAAAAAUCUGCUAAAAUACGCCAGUUUCUUCAAAAAGCUAUUGAAGAUAUUUGGUGAAAUCCAUACAGUAUCAACUCAGUUUAUUUCCUGUUGAAUAUAAUGCUUUUUAUAAAACCACAUAGGAGAGAAAAAAAGUUGGUUUAUACAGUAGUCCUCAACUUACAACCAAUUGUUUAGUGACAGUGUGAAAUUACAGCAGCACUGAAAAAAGUGACUUAUGACCAGGCCCUAUACUUAACCGUCACAGCCAGGAUCGCCAGGGCCAUGUCAUCGGAAUUCAGGUGCUUGGCAACCGAAAUGUAUGACAGUUGCCGUGUCCCAGGGUCAUGUGAUCACUUUUGCGAUCUUCCCAGCUGGCUUCUGACAAGCAAAAUCAAUGGGGAAGAUGGAUUUGUUUAACGAUGCUGAGAUUCAUUUAAUAACUUAAUAAUUAAUUAGAAUUAAUAAUAAUUCAGUUAACAACUAUGGCAAAAAAGAUUGUAAAAUCAUGUACAAUUUGCUGAACAAUCGCCUUGCUUAGCAACAGAAAUUCUGGUCCCAAAAGUCAAGGGACUACCUGUAAAAUAAUCCCAUUAGAAAAGUCCUUUCAGCCAGUUGAAGUUUCUGAUGGAAUACUACCAGUAGGAAGGUGGCAUUUUCAAGAGGCAAUAUCUGCAUACAGCUUUUAUGUGGCAGUUAGGUCAUAGCUAACACUGCAGGUUUAUUUAUUUAUUUAUUUAUUUAUCACAUUUGUAUACCGCCCUAUCUCCCUAGGGACUCAGGGUGGUUCACAGGCAAGUAAAAAAGUACAUAUAAAUACAGAAUAAAAUAACAGUUAAAAAACUUAUUCUACAUGGCCGAAUUUUUAAAAAAAACAAUAUAAAUAAUAAAACCCAUUAAAACCAA
Messenger RNA from Ahaetulla prasina, 2994 nucleotides. It is a transcript of the gene TMEM187, whose product is annotated as transmembrane protein 187. Gene Ontology annotation, cellular component: transport vesicle. The transcript is spliced from 2 exons. The record is from RefSeq and is a predicted model, not a curated record. NCBI's taxonomy places the organism in Eukaryota, Metazoa, Chordata, Lepidosauria, Squamata, Colubridae. The coding region runs from base 1263 to 2027 and encodes 254 amino acids.